AUGUGGUUACUGCGGGGACCAGAUGUUCUUGCAUCAUGCAGGCAUAUCUAUGCUUCUCAUCGACCAAGCUAUCGGUUCUUUGCAACCCGAUCUUAUGAGCCUCUCCGUAUUCUCUUCUGUGGCUCCGACGAAUUUAGUAUUGCCUCCCUGAAAGCCCUCCAUGCCUACCACUUAAAGCAACCUAGUCGAAUUGCCUCAAUUGAUGUUGUAUGCCGACCAGGCAAACGAGUUGGCAGAGGCCGGAAGACGAUUCGAGAAGUCCCUAUCAAGGAGGUAGCAUCCUCUCUUUCGCUGCCAAUUCAUGAAAUCGAUACUUUCACAGGAUGGACACCACCAGUCACGUCGAAUGGACCUGUCAACUUGAUUAUUGCCGUUUCAUUUGGACUUUUUGUGCCUCCACGUAUCUUGAAUGCCGCUAGCUACGGAGGUUUGAAUGUGCACCCCUCAUUACUUCCAGACUUCCGUGGCCCAGCCCCGUUGCACCAUACUCUUUUGGCUGGUCGAACCACUACUGGCGUGACAUUACAGACACUACAUCACAAGAGCUUUGAUCAUGGGACAAUUCUUUCCCAAACGCCAUGCCCUGGGUUUGAAAUUCCCAGCCCUGACUCUUGCACUGUUCCCGAAUUGGUGGAUCUUGUUGCACCCAGGGGAGCUCAAAUACUGGUGAACGGUAUUGAUGACGGCCUUUUUGUGCCACCACUCAAGGAUGCCGGAUGGCGUGCUGCCGAGGGCACUGAUGACCUUAUCCACGCCGGUAAAAUCAAGCCAGAAGACCGAUACAUUGACUGGGCUAACUGGUCAUUGCUUGACAUCAAACGGCGCAACACGGUUCUUGAGUCUCUGUGGAGCAAUGUACUUGUCCCGGUCAAUGAUGCAGAUGGAUCUACAUCUUUCCAGUACAAGCGUGUGAUUUUCACGGAUAUUGAAGAAGUUGAACCGCCCAAAGGAAGUGAAUGUUUUGCGGUUGUUCCAGGGCUGCCAUUUGCAAAUGCUGCCCAUCCUGUUGGGCCAAAAAAGGGAAGAGAACUCUACGUCUUUACUAAGGAUGGCAAGGCUCUGCGCAUCAACAGGAUGAAAGUCCAGGCAGAGGCAGAUGCCGAGGGGCUUCGUGCUGCGAUCAAGGCUCGCAUGUUUGGUGAUCAGUCUUUCCAGUCGGAGGGCAUGGUCUUUACCCCAUUCCGUAAUCCUCUGUCAUAA
Penicillium longicatenatum is the source of this 1200-nucleotide messenger RNA. RefSeq names its product methionyl-tRNA formyltransferase. Bases 1 to 1200 code for a protein of 399 amino acids. NCBI's taxonomy places the organism in Eukaryota, Fungi, Ascomycota, Eurotiomycetes, Eurotiales, Aspergillaceae. The record is from RefSeq and is a predicted model, not a curated record. Gene Ontology annotation, cellular component: mitochondrion. The transcript is spliced from 4 exons. Gene Ontology annotation, biological process: biosynthetic process; conversion of methionyl-tRNA to N-formyl-methionyl-tRNA. Gene Ontology annotation, molecular function: methionyl-tRNA formyltransferase activity.